This is a messenger RNA of Desarmillaria tabescens, 861 nucleotides long. Its product is annotated as short-chain dehydrogenase. Bases 1 to 861 code for a protein of 286 amino acids. The record is from RefSeq and is a predicted model, not a curated record. The transcript is spliced from 6 exons. Lineage: Eukaryota; Fungi; Basidiomycota; Agaricomycetes; Agaricales; Physalacriaceae.
AUGGAUCUCAAUAUGGCUACGGUGAUGUCGUUGUCUGGACGAGUAGGUCUUGUCACAGGUGGAGGGACAGGGAUAGGACUUACCAUUGCCAAAGCCUUCGCUGCGAAUGGAGCAAAGGUAUAUAUCACUGGGCGCAGGCUAAACGUUUUGGAGGAAGCCGCUGCGUCUGUUACAGGCGUUCCGGGAUCUCUUGUCCCACUCCGGAUGGACGUGACGGAUGAGGAAAGCAUCAAAGCUGGCGCAAACCACGUCGAAGAAAUUGAUGGCAAGCUCGAUAUCCUUGUAAACAAUGCCGGAUUUGCCGCCUCCCUUCGGGACCCCGACCAGCUUGUCGCAAAGAGAUCCAUUGCAACAGAUCCUCUCGAACUCGAGACGGUAGAGAACUGGACGGAUAUCUUCGCGCUCAACACUAUCGCGCCAUUCUUUGUCGUUCGCGCCUUCCGAUCUCUGCUCGUCAAAGGAGCUCAUUCCCGUCCACAAGGCAUGUCAAGCGUUAUCAAUAUCAGUAGCGCGGCUGCGAAGGUAAACACAUUGGCUUACCUGACUUGUAUGGCAUACGGAGUGACAAAGGCAGCCUUGGAGAAGCUGACUCUCGUUCUCGCGACGAGCUUUGCUCAGAGGGAUAUCCCGAUCCGAGUGAAUGCCUUGGAACCUGGUUUGUUUGCGUCGCAGCUGCUGAGUCCUGAAUUUGUCGAGACGAUCAAGACGAAGCCACCCCCUGGGCUCAUGGCGCCAGUACCUGCGAGAAGGCAUGGAAAUGAGGCUGAGAUGGGGAUGACGGCGGUCUAUUUAGCGGUGUCGGACUAUACGAACGGAGCGAUUUUGAGAAUUGACGGUGGAGUAUCGCUCGUAAAUCCUUGA